GUCCAGCACCCCAACCUACACGGAAGGUCCAGCACCCCAACCUACAUGGAAGGUCCAGCACCCCAACCUACACGGAAGGUCCAGCACCCCAACCUACACAGAAGGUCCAGCACCCCAACCUACACGGAAGGUCCAGCACCUCAGCCUACACGGAAGGUCCAGCACCUCAGCCUACACGGAAGGUCCAGCACCUCAGCCUACACGGAAGGUCCAGCACCCCAACCUACACGGAAGGUCCAGCACCUCAGCCUACACACACAGUUCAUCAUGUGGAUAUUUAA
Candidula unifasciata is the source of this 281-nucleotide messenger RNA. NCBI's taxonomy places the organism in Eukaryota, Metazoa, Mollusca, Gastropoda, Stylommatophora, Geomitridae. The record is from the annotation of a GenBank genome assembly.